Messenger RNA from Chironomus riparius, 1027 nucleotides. The record is from the annotation of a GenBank genome assembly. NCBI's taxonomy places the organism in Eukaryota, Metazoa, Arthropoda, Insecta, Diptera, Chironomidae.
ACUACAAAUGUUCAGUUGCUGUGUGAAUAUCGAAACAGAAAAUUUUAUUUGAGCUAUUAAAAAAUAAAUAUUUUAAUACAUGUCGAAAAAAACUUCAGAAAGUGACAUUCGGGCAUUACAAUCCUUGGAACUAUUCAAGAAUUGGCUUGUUAAGCAUCCUUUCAUUAAAUAUACUGGAGAUGAUGAUAUCGAUGACCUUUUGAUGUUUUAUUUGAGAGUCAAAAAGUUCUCAAUGCAGAAAACUUAUGAGAGCUUUGAAUUCAUGAUUCCGUUCAUCAAUUCUCAUCCGGAUAUGUUCUCAAAUCUAGGUCCUGCUGAUUAUGAAUUCACAGACAAACCGAAUUCACCUUUAAUAUUUUUGAAAAAUCCUAAUGCCGAAGGACGAAAAAUUUGCAUCUAUAAGAUGAAAAACUUUGAAAACUUUGAAAGUGCCGAAUAUUUGCGAAGAAAUUUUUUGACUCCGUUUCUUUUCUUUUUUGAAAUGGAUGCACAGCUAAAUGGUGUUGUAUUUAUUAUGGACUUUAGGGAUGUAAAUUUGGGAAAAUUAAGUAAAAUUCCUGGUCAAAUGAUUUACGAUUCGAUGAAAUUGAGUAAAUGCGGCUCGGUGCGACUCAAACAAUUAAAUAUUAUUGGAUUUCCUUCGUUUCUCAAACCAAUUUUUGAAAUUGCGAAAUCAUUUACGUCCGCAAAAAUUCUAGAAAGAAUAAACUUUCUAAAUGAUGUGACGGAGCUUCCUAAGCAUAUGGAUGUUUCUGUGUUACCUAAGGAAUAUGGAGGAUCUUCCGUUGAGUUGUUGGAUUAUAAAUCAUUUGAGUUGGGCAUAACUUAUAUGAAUAAAAUUCACAAAUUUGAUGUGAACUUUAGCAAAAUUCAGGAAAAUGAAAAUGUCGGAAGCUUUAGAAAAUUAGAAAUUGAUUAAAAUAAUACAGUAGCGUCCAAAAAUUUGCGGACAAGCUAAAAAAAAAAGAAUUUUAUCGAUAUUUUAAAAAUUACGCAAUGAAAAUCAACAUAUUAUAUAUCAUUUUAA